Messenger RNA from Vittaforma corneae ATCC 50505, 822 nucleotides. RefSeq lists its product as uncharacterized. Gene Ontology annotation, molecular function: magnesium ion binding; phosphopyruvate hydratase activity. The record is from RefSeq and is a predicted model, not a curated record. Gene Ontology annotation, biological process: glycolytic process. Lineage: Eukaryota; Fungi; Microsporidia; Nosematidae. The transcript has a single exon. Gene Ontology annotation, cellular component: phosphopyruvate hydratase complex. The annotation marks the transcript as partial.
GUGCCAUCAGGAAAAUCAACAGGUGGCAAAGAAGCUUGUGUUAUUGUUGACAACCAAUCAUCGUACUUUGGACAAUCAGUAUGGAGUAUUGUCGAAAAGAUAAAUGGCGAUGCCAAUAUGCUUUUGGAUAUUAGUAUUGAUAACCCUAGUGACCUCGAUGACUAUUUAAUAGCUGCUGACGGAACCGAAGACAAGUCAAGGCUUGGUGCAAACUACACUUUGCCGCUGAGUAUCUGCUGUUACAAACUAUUUUCACACUGCUUAAGCCUAAAGCUAUGGAGAUAUAUUCAAUGCUUAACAGAAUCUAAAUACACUAUUCCAACACCCUACUUUAACAUUUUGAAUGGUGGGGUUCAUUCAGGAAACAACAUCAGCUGCCAAGAGAUAAUGGUUGCAUUUCAAGAAUCCUCAUUUGAAAAGAACCUUGAGCGCGCUGUAGAGCUAUACUAUUCAUUAAGGGAUGUGAUCAUAGAAGAGUUCGGUUUAAUAUUCACCUCUGUUGGUGAUGAGGGUGGAUUUGCACCGCCAAUCAAAAAUUUGGAAGAGGGCUUAAAUUUGAUAUUGAAAAGUGCCAAGAAAGCCUCAAUAACCAACUUUAGAAUAGGACUUGAUUUGGCUGCCAAUUCAUUCUAUUCCGAGGUGUGUAUGUGGUUGAUGGUCAAAGUUUUGAUGGAAAAUCUCUGGCCAAUCUGUAUAAUAGACUCAUUAAAAACUAUCCAAUUGCCAGUAUUGAGGAUCCUUUUGCAGAGACCGAUAUUGACAGUUGGAGGUAUUUGUACGGAUUGGUUGGUGAUAAAGUCACCAUCAUUGCUGAUGAUCUGA